AUGAGGUCCCCCGGAGGACAGAACACUGCAGUUGUGCUGAGACCUGUCUCAUUCAUCGAGCCGACUGUGCUUUUGGCAUCAGGUCUCCGUGGGCCCGGCUUCACCAGUCACGUGUGGACGCCCAGCUUGGGCGGGGGUGAAGGUCCCGGCUCUCUCCCUGGAAACAGACCCGGUGGGUGUGCAGAGGGCGGGGACGAGUGGCACCCCCGGCAGACUUGUGCCCUCGGCAGCUGGCCGUUAGGUGGUGCCUCAUGCCUCACCCUUCCCAGAGCCAGGAGCACGCCUGCCCCACCGUUCGCUCUUGUCGAUAAAGCCACAGGGACCAGCCCCAGCAGCCAGAAUGUGAAGGCCCAGAACCUGCGGGAAGGCCGGCAGGAGGGAGCACCUGCGUGUGCAGCUCGGCCACUGGCUACUCCAAAGGGGGCCCUUCCUGAAGACAGUUGCCGGGCCCUGGGUGCCCUGCCUGCCUAG
This is a messenger RNA of Rangifer tarandus platyrhynchus (Svalbard reindeer), 471 nucleotides long. NCBI's taxonomy places the organism in Eukaryota, Metazoa, Chordata, Mammalia, Artiodactyla, Cervidae. The record is from the annotation of a GenBank genome assembly.